Molecule: messenger RNA, 2283 nt
Organism: Camellia sinensis
Lineage: Eukaryota; Viridiplantae; Streptophyta; Magnoliopsida; Ericales; Theaceae
Source: RefSeq, a predicted model, not a curated record
AUAGUUUGAUAGCAAACAUAUGUAUGUAGUACAGCGUUACUUAUAAUUGCGGGAAAACCCUGUUAAUUACUCCAUUCAAGCAUUGUGGUUUCCAUCAUCUCUUUUUGUUUUUAUCAGAUAAUCUGGAAAUAGCGUUUCCGAUUCAGAUACAUACAGGGUUUGUAUCAUCAACUGAUUUGAUAUCGACUCGAUUUUUAUUUUUAUUGUGAGUUUGUGGCUCAAAAAAAUUGUUUCAAUGAUGGCAUAUUGCUAAUGAAUUACGCAAUUCUCAUGCGUCGGAUUCGAAUCCUUCAUUCAUUCUCGGUUGUGUUCCUUUACUGGUUCUACGUGAUUUCAUGAAUUAGUCAUCUCAUUCCAUUAUUUAUUUAUUUAUUUAUUUUGUUUCAAGUCCUCAGUUUUCUUACUCAACUCUCAAAACCCUAAUCCUCACAAUCAAUUGUAAAUACCCAAUUUUUCACUUAUCUGGAGGGAAAGUUUAAAAUCGAUUAAAAUUACAAACAGUUUAAGCAAAAUCAUUUGGUGAUUCCGGGAAAAUAUUGGGAAAAAAUGGCUUCCACGAAGCAGCCGGUGAGUCCAGGAUCUGAUGAGGACCUACGGUAUGCUGGAGUUGAUGAAAGGAAAAGGAAGAGAAUGAUAUCCAACAGGGAAUCGGCUAGGAGGUCCCGGAUGAAGAAGCAGCAGCAUUUGGACGGUCUGAUCAGCCAAGUGACCCAGUUGCAAAAUGGGAACAAGCUUAUUGAACAGAAGGUCAAUAAGGUUGAUAACAUGUACAUCAAGCUUGUGUCUCAGAACAAUGUCCUGAGGGCUCAACUUGUCGAAUUGACUGAUCGGCUAUGCUCUUUGAACUCGGUGCUUCGGGUUGCAGAGGAGGUUAGCGGAUUUGCCAUUGACAUUCCUGAAAUUCCAGAUACUUUGCUGGAACCAUGGCAACUCCCUUGUUCAGUACAGACAGUUGCAGCGUCCGCAAACAUGUUUCAGUGCUGAAUACUUUCAUCAACAUUAAGUUAAGGCAAAGUGAGUCUAUGUAGGCUGGUUUUCGUGGUUUUGAAGUUAGUUUCAUUAUUUUUUAAUUUGCAAGACAUUAAUACGUGUCUGCUUUAACUGUUAAGUUUUUUUUGUUUUAGUGUCUAAAAUAGGGGAUUAUACUUAGAUCAGACUUUCUAUGUCCUUUUGGGGUUCUUUUGAAUGUCUAAAAAUUGGUUAUUUUAUAUACUUACAUGGUAUGUGGUAGUUGAUUUAUGUAUUGUGGUUGCUAGUAAUGCGCAAGUGUAGGCAUUUUUUUUGUGGGAGUAUGGUAUAUAUAAAUUUGGAUCCUUCCCGUGACUGGUAGGAACUAGGAAGUAGAGAAAUUCAGUUCAAUUUUUCAGAGCCGUUGACGUUCUACGCUGAAGUGUAGAUGUCUAAUUCCCACAAAAUGGUGAAGAGUCCAAGAUAUAUUGGUAUACAUGAAGUUAACUUGAUUUGUUUGUUGAGUAUGGUUACUUUGAAUGGGUGGCAUUGCUAACCCAAGUAAGGUGUGUGAUUCUUCAUGUCAAAUUAAAUUUGCUUGCCAUUUGUUUUAAGAUGCUUGAGUGAUGUGAGCUUGGAUGUUUAUCAAGUUAAAUUACACCUAAUUUUAUGUCUCAAGCAAGUAGAAACGACUAUCGGCUACAAGAACUUUUGUCGUUACUAUGAAUGUGAGCUAGAAUGUUUGGUUGCAGAAAAUAUCUGAAUUUGGCGGGGUACCACUUGUGAUAUUUUCUGGAAAUAACAUACAACUUUGUACUUCUUUGACUUGCAUCCAGUUCGAAGUAAUGAUGGCUGUUGCAUCCAGGUCUCCCAUAACCUCCUCCACUACUCCUCUGAUGGAGCAGGAAGAAAAACAUUAAUGAAAAAAGAAAAAAGAUCCCCAAAAAAAAAGACAACGACGACGACUAACAUGCUACCCAGAGAAUUUGGUUGAGAUGCGGUUGCCCAGGUAAGUUGCUAAGGAAGUUCCUCAUGUUCUUAAAAUAAACAUGCACAUAUGUAUUAUAGUUACAUGGAGGUUCAUCACACAUGCACUUCAUCUUUUUAGCUUCUCCAGCUAUCAACUGAGAACAAAUUCAGUUCCAAACUACAAUCUGUCCCCACGAUGACACAAAAUAUUCUUCAUGGGCGCUGGGUUAUCUGGGUUAAUAGGAACUUUUAAGAGAAUUGAAUGAAUACCCAAACUCACCUUGAAAAAUAUUACAUGGAACACUGGCAGUGAAAACUACUAAGAUUGAAUUGUAUCAUUAAAAAUCUGUUGCUGGAUUCCUAGUA